ACAGUUCACUGCAAGUAGCUGUGGACACUGGUGAACACUAUUGCUGUUCUCCGGUUGUUUUUAUUUUAGCGGCAUUUCAACACCUGUUUCAUUCAUAAAUUCCUGGUUGACGAUCAGGUGUUUACCUUGUUGUGUACCCGUGCUAACGUCUGUCCUUUGAGCCUUUUCAUCACAGCUGAAAAGAAAUGCCUCAAAGUGCUGCAUCCUCAAGUGGAAAGCUUUCAGGCGGCAGUGCUUUCACUCGCCGCUAUCGCACACGAGCUCUGACCUCUCAUGUGGACGAGAGUCUCUUUGGGAGCCCCAAACUGCAUUCCACUGCUGAUAUGCACAACCAUCCUGAAGGUGAGAAUGAGAGGACAAGGUCACUGUCACACUCUGCUCCUUCAUCUAAAGAGCCAAAGUCAGAGACAAUACGCAUCAUUACUAAAGACCUCAUCAGGGAUCUCAGAAUCCCAAGUGAGGACCCAUCUGGGCAAUCUGUCAUUCUUUCCUCGAAUGAGUUCAGGCGAAUCAUGGCAGAGUCUCAUGUUCCCAGUGAAGAAGAGAAAACAGCUAGGCUAGAGGCCCAACGCCAAGCACUCGAGGAAGCCAUGGAUGCUGCAGAGCAGAGGAAAGCACAAAUGCGCCAGGCUGACCUAUCUCGUCAGAAGAACCAGAACCUCAGUGAGCUCGAAGCUGAGGCGAGGGACCGGGCCCAGUAUCUAUUGGAACGGGCCAACACCCUGAGAAUGGAACAAGAGGACGAAGUCAAGAAGCUCAAUGAGCUGAUUCAGAAAGUGCAGUGCCAUGCUGUCCGGGAUGUACAGAUUCAGGAGAGGAAACUAAACUCUGCAGAGUGGCUGGCCGAGGAGAAGAGACUGGACGCCAUGAUGGAGGUGGAGCGCCGCCAGGCUUUAGAAGCUCAGGAACAAAUUGAACAGCUUCGCAAACAGCAGAGGAUUCAGGGGAAGAUGUGCAUCAUAGACCAGAUACAGACACGUCAGGAGGAGAAACUGCUACAGGAUGAGAUGAAGGAACAGGAGGGUCAGCAGUUGCUGGAAAACAUGGAGAGGAUGCAGAUGGAGGAGCUCAAGGGUAUAGAAAAGAAAAAGGAGGAGCAGAAGAAAUUGCUUCAGGAGAUUCAAAAGAUAAAUGAAGAGAAUCUGCUUGCUAAAGAGCAAAAGAAGGAAGAAGAAAGAUUAGCAGAUCUACGUGCUGUAGAGUACACACGCAAUAAAUUGGAACGAGAAGCAGAAUAUGAAGCUGAGCAGAUACGAAUCAAGAAAGACAAAGAGAAGGAAGUGGCACGACUGAGAGCUCUUCAAGAAAGGGACAGGGACCAUAAAGCUGAGCAGGAUGAGAUCAGAGCACGGAGGAACCAGGAAGCGGCUGCGAGGGAAUGGAGAAGAAAAGAGAAGGAGCAGGCUAAGAGAAAGCUGGAGGUGGAAGAGAGACUGAAAGCUGCUCGUUUGGAGCAAGUCACUCAUAAGGAACACUUGCUGUCCAUUGAAGCUGGACGAGAGAGAGCAGAGUUUGAAAGGGUUCUGAGGGCACAGCAGGAGCUCAUUGAGAGAGAAUAUGAAAAAGAGGAGCAGCGGCAGCAGCAAAUCCAAAAGCAUGCAGAUGCUGUUAGGCAGCAGGUUCGGGAGAGAGAGAUGCAGGCCGUCACUCAGCGCCGGGAGAUGUUCAGAGAGAGAGAACGGCUGGAGGAGGAGGCACGCAAUCGCAGAGCCCGACUGGAUGAGAUUAAAGAAAAGAAGCUCAAGGAACUCAAGGCAGCUGGGCUUUCACCCAAGUACUACAAGGAGGUGGAGCGGAAGGCUUGUGUCCUUCCAUGACUUUUAAACUGAGGAGGAGCAGAAGCGAGAGAAACCACCAAGUAUACAAAAAAA
Molecule: messenger RNA, 1871 nt
Organism: Danio rerio (zebrafish)
Lineage: Eukaryota; Metazoa; Chordata; Actinopteri; Cypriniformes; Danionidae
Gene: cfap45
Product: cilia and flagella associated protein 45
Biological process (GO): intracellular protein transport
Cellular component (GO): motile cilium
Molecular function (GO): small GTPase binding
Source: RefSeq, marked provisional